Messenger RNA from Protobothrops mucrosquamatus (brown spotted pit viper), 556 nucleotides. RefSeq names its product acyl-coenzyme A thioesterase THEM4-like. The transcript is spliced from 6 exons. The record is from RefSeq and is a predicted model, not a curated record. NCBI's taxonomy places the organism in Eukaryota, Metazoa, Chordata, Lepidosauria, Squamata, Viperidae. Bases 29 to 556 code for a protein of 175 amino acids.
AAAUGGGACGCAGGACACAGUUUCCCCCAUGGGGGUCCUCCACCAUUUCUCCCACAAGGUACAGGGAGAUUCAGGAGCUUGGCUAUACGCAAUAGAGAAAAGUAAAGAUCGUGCUGUCCCCAAUCCUAGCUGGAGCCAGGAAAUGAUGGAGCAGUUCAACCGAUACAUGGAGAUGACGAAAGAUGGAAGCUGGCAAAAGUUACCCUCUUAUAGUAGUGUAUCUGAUCAUCUUUCAGCCGGCCUCUCAGCCCCAUACGCCCACGGCGGUGCCAUCGCCACUAUCCUGGACACCACACUAGGGGCCAGCGCCUUCCACGUCAGCCAAUGGGUGAUGACCGCUAACCUCAACUUAAACUACAAGAGCCCCGUGGCCUUGGGCUCCGUGGUCAGGGUGGACAGCAGGGUGGACAAAGUUGAGGGCAAGAAGAUCUUCGUGAGCGGCGAAAUGCGGAGUGUGGAUAAGCAGACCCUCUAUGCACAGGCCACUGCUCUCUUCAUUGAACUGCAGCCCGACUCUUUUCUCCGGAAAGAAAGGGACCCCAACAGCUCCCUUUAA